AUACGCGCAGUGCCAGUGAGUUUCCACUUUUAUCACAUGACGUCACUCUUGUAUUUACGAACCGAACCCAGCCAUAUGAAGCAUUUUGCCUACUGAAAAUCCUCCUCUUUCGCAUUUUCAUUUUCGCAAAACUAGGGAUCACACUUCUUCUCCACCAGAUCUGGUGGCGAAUCGCCGUCCAAUCUCUCUCUCUUCUCCGAAUGCCGCUUCAGUUCUCGUGACUUGCGGUGAAUCGGAAAUCUUCUCUGAUUUUUCUUCCUCUUUCUCUUUUCCGAUAUGCUUCUCUCCAGUCCCGUUACUCCCGGUCAGGUCUCGUUCUUGCUCGGGAUCGUUCUCGUCGUUGUGGCAUGGAUAUACUCGGAGAUUUUGCAGUAUCUGAAAAACUCUGCCUCGUCCAGAGCUGGGAACUCAGAAAUCAAUUUAGUUGAAGUGCGAAGUGAUGUUGUUAAAGAUGAAGACAGAGCAGUUUUAUUGGAGGGAGGAGCUCUACAGUCAGGGUCCCCGAAGGCACGGAGCUUAAGUACCUCACCAUCAAUUAUCAGGUUCCUUUUGAUGGAUGAGUAUUUCCUUGUUGAAAACCGUUUGACACUUAGAGCAAUGUCCGAAUUUGGUCUCAUUUUGGCUUACUUUUAUUUGUGUGACCGUACCGAUUUCUUUGCCUCAUCAAAAAAGAGUUACAAUAGGGAUCUCUUCCUAUUUCUCUAUUUUCUCCUCAUCAUAGUUUCGGCAAUGACUUCCUUUAAGAUACAUCAUGACAAGUCACCAUUGUCUGGGAAAUCCAUCCUUUACUUAAAUAGGCACCAGACUGAAGAAUGGAAAGGCUGGAUGCAGGUUUUGUUUUUGAUGUACCAUUACUUUGCUGCAUCUGAAAUCUACAAUGCAAUCCGUUUGUUCAUUGCUGCAUAUGUUUGGAUGACUGGAUUUGGGAACUUCUCAUAUUAUUAUGUUCGUAAAGAUUUUAGUUUAGCAAGAUUUGCACAGAUGAUGUGGCGGCUUAAUUUCUUUGUGGUGUUCUGUUGUAUUGUACUUAACAACAGUUACAUGUUAUACUACAUCUGCCCCAUGCACACUCUUUUCACUCUUAUGGUUUAUGGGGCACUUGGUAUUUUCAACAAGUAUAAUGAGAUUGGGUCUGUCAUUGCUGUAAAAAUCAUUGCUUGCUUCUUGGUUGUGAUAUUAGUAUGGGAGAUACCUGGCGUAUUUGAAUGGGUUUGGAGCCCAUUUACUUUCAUGCUCGGUUAUACUGACCCAAAUGCCAAAUCACAUGUUUCACGCUUGCAUGAAUGGCAUUUUCGCUCAGGGCUUGAUCGCUACAUAUGGAUAAUUGGAAUGAUUUAUGCAUAUUAUCAUCCAACUGUUGAACGAUGGAUGGAGAAAUUGGAGGAAGCAGAAGUCAAGCUUAGAAUAUCAAUCAAAGCAGCUGUUGUGCUGAUAUGCUCAUUGGUGGGUUAUUUAUGGUUUGAGCAUAUAUACAAGAUGGACAAGCUUACAUACAAUAAAUACCAUCCUUAUACCUCAUGGAUUCCCAUAACGGUUUACAUAUGCUUGCGGAAUGUUACACAAAGUUUUCGUAGCUAUACACUGACUCUUUUUGCAUGGCUUGGGAAGAUUACACUGGAGACUUACAUCUCCCAGAUCCAUAUCUGGUUAAGGUCAGGUGUUCCAGAUGGUCAACCAAAAUUGUUGCUUUCCCUGAUCCCAGACUACCCAAUGUUGAACUUCAUGCUUACUACUUCCAUCUAUGUUGCAAUUUCCUAUAGGCUCUUUGACCUGACUAAUACACUGAAAAUGGCAUUUGUGCCCAGCAAAGACAACAAGCGUCUUGUACACAAUUUAAUUACAGCAACAACAAUUUCAGUUGUUUUAUAUUCUUUGUCCCUUGGAUUCCUUAAUAUACCUCGAAAGUUGGUUUGAAAAUGUGAACAUGUAUAUAUUGUUGCAAGCUUCUAUGCUAGUUACUUGUGGACUCGGAAGAAUACUGGGCAGUUGCUGCAAUUGGUUUGUCAGGCCAACUCUUUACCGAAAGAUGCAUUCAUAAAUUUUUUUUCCUAAACAGUAGUAGAAGUGAACUUGUACCAAAAAAACGAAGCAAAAAUGAAUCAUUCUAAUAGGCUUAUAGCUGCAGUUUUAGGGGGUUGGAAGUUGUAUAGAUAAGAGGGUGGGCGCAUGGCAUCGCAUUUUUUUAAUAUAUAUUAUGCAGCCUCAUUUUUUUUAUGUCAAGUGUUGUAAUUUAGUCACACUUAUAUUACCGUCUACUAUUGGGUGAAUGUGAGGGCCAAACAAAUCCUCACCUAUACGUGGGGUUAAAAAUAACGGUUGGAUUGGAUCAAUUAUUAAAAUAAAUGAAUGUCUGAGAUUGAAUCGACCUUUCGUGUAUCAUGACCAUGCAUUUAUUUUACUGAUAUAUCCAACUUUUAUUUUUAACCCCUCAUCUUAGAAUUCACCCUACUCUAUUAUGUCAAAUAGUGGUAAGAUUUUUGACUUGUAGUUUCCUGAAACUCGGUUAUUACAAGGAACUAUAAUUUCUGCUA
Cajanus cajan (pigeon pea) is the source of this 2531-nucleotide messenger RNA. It is a transcript of the gene RWA2, whose product is annotated as O-acetyltransferase family protein. NCBI's taxonomy places the organism in Eukaryota, Viridiplantae, Streptophyta, Magnoliopsida, Fabales, Fabaceae. Gene Ontology annotation, biological process: plant-type secondary cell wall biogenesis; xyloglucan metabolic process; xylan biosynthetic process. Gene Ontology annotation, cellular component: Golgi apparatus. Gene Ontology annotation, molecular function: acetyltransferase activity. The record is from RefSeq and is a predicted model, not a curated record.